Leptonychotes weddellii (Weddell seal) is the source of this 4243-nucleotide messenger RNA. It is a transcript of the gene RFX5, whose product is annotated as regulatory factor X5. Gene Ontology annotation, molecular function: DNA-binding transcription factor activity, RNA polymerase II-specific; RNA polymerase II cis-regulatory region sequence-specific DNA binding. Lineage: Eukaryota; Metazoa; Chordata; Mammalia; Carnivora; Phocidae. Gene Ontology annotation, biological process: regulation of transcription by RNA polymerase II. The record is from RefSeq and is a predicted model, not a curated record.
CCUUUCUGACCUCCCAGGAAAAUUAAGGCGUGAGGAGUAGCUUAGAGAAUUGGAGAACUUUGUUUUGUGGUUGUUAUUGUUUUUAUUUUUGUUUUUUUUUUUUAAGGGGAUGAGGGCAGUACGGGAUCAGAGGCAGAAAAGGACAUGUCUAACGUCGAUUCCCAGUCCCCCUAUCCCUUCCUUUACAGUUUUCCAUAUUUAGGAGACUGCAGAAAGGUGGGGCAGACAGAAUGGAUAUGGCAAAGAUCUCUUUGGGUAUAUGUGGACCUGGAGAAGUAAUGGGAUAAUUUCUAAUUUUUGGAGAAGCUCUAGCCCUCAUGCCGGGAUGGCCGAAGAUGAACCCGAUGCUAAGAGCCCAAAGACUGGGAGAAGGGCCCCCUCAGGUAGUGCUGAGGCAGGAGAACCCACCACCCUUCUUCAGAGGCUCCGAGGUACCAUUUCCAAGGCUGUGCAGAACAAAGUCGAGGGAAUCCUGCAAGAUGUACAGAAAUUCUCAGACAACGACAAGCUGUAUCUCUACCUUCAGCUUCCCUCAGGGCCCAGUACUGGAGACAAAAGCUCAGAGCCAAGUACACUCAGCAAUGAGGAGUACAUGUAUGCCUAUAGGUGGAUACGUAACCACCUAGAAGAGCAUACUGACACCUGUUUGCCAAAGCAAAGUGUUUAUGAUGCCUAUCGGAAGUACUGUGAGAGCCUCGCCUGUUGCCGCCCACUCAGCACAGCCAACUUUGGCAAAAUCAUCAGAGAGAUCUUCCCUGACAUCAAGGCCCGAAGGCUUGGUGGCCGGGGCCAGUCCAAAUAUUGCUACAGUGGCAUACGAAGGAAGACCUUGGUAUCUAUGCCCCCCUUGCCUGGACUUGACCUGAAGGGCUCGGACAGUCCAGAAAUGGGUCCAGAAGUAACCCCAGCACCUCGGGAUGAGCUGGUGGAGGCAGCCUGUGCUCUGACCUGCGACUGGGCAGAACGAAUCCUGAAACGGUCCUUCAGUUCCAUUGUUGAGGUCGCCCGCUUCCUGCUGCAGCAGCAUCUCAUCUCUGCCCGAUCUGCACAUGCCCACGUGCUCAAGGCGAUGGGGCUUGCUGAAGACGAUGAACAUGCCCCUCGGGAGCGGUCAUCUAAAUCCAAGAAUGGUGUAGAGAGCCUAGAAGGUGGAGCCCAUAAGAAACCAGAGAGACCAGCCCAGCCUCCUAAGGAGCUGGAACCCCGGGCUGGAGGUGGCCCCCCUGCACGUGGCGAGCGGAAGAAGAGUGUAGUGGAGAGCCCAGCCCCAGCAGCCAAUAACCCACAGGUUAAUGCCCUGGUGGCCCGGCUGCCUCUGCUCCUUCCCCGGGCCCCUCGCUCACUUAUUCAGCCAAUCCGAGUCUCUCCACCCAUCCUGGCCCCCAAGCUUUCUUCAGGCCUGAAAGUGGCUACACUGCCUCUGCCCAGUAGGGCGGGGGGACCCCAGGCAGCUAUGCCCAUCAUUAACAUGAUCUUACCAACCGUUCCUGCUUUGCCUGGACCCGGACCCGGGCCUGGGCAAGCCCUGCCUGGGGCGCUCACUCAGCCGCAGGGCACAGAGAACAGGGAAGUAGGCAUAGGUGGUGACCUGGGACCCCAUGACAAGGGUGUCAAGAGGACAGCUGAAGUACCUGUGAGUGAGGCCAUUGGGCAGGAUCCACCUGCUAAAGCAGCAAAGCAGGAUAUAGAGGAUACAGGAAGUGAUGCCAAAAGAAAACGGGGGCGCCCUCGAAAAAAAUCAGGUGGAAGUAAGGAAAGGAACUGUCCCCCUGACAAGUCAGCACCUGCCAUGGACUCUGCCCAGUCCCCAAGGUUACCACAGGAGACGUGGGCCUCUGGAGGGGAAAGCAACUCAGCUGGAGGGUCAGGGAAGCCAGGACCAGUGGGAGAGGCUGAGAAGGGGAUGGUGCUUGCCCAGGGUCAGGAAGAUGGUGCUGUUUCCAGAGGAGGAAGGGGCCCCAGUUCCCGGCAUGCCAAAGAAGCAGAAGCUAAAAUUCCUCUGGUCACCUCAAAAGUGAGUGUCAUCAAGGGCAGUAGAAGUCAAAAGGAAGCUCUUCAUUUGGUAAAGGGAGAGGUAGACACUGCAGCGCAGGGUAAUAAAGACUUAAAGGGGCAUGUGCUUCAAAAUUCCUUAUUCCACAAGGGGAAAGACCCCAAAGCAACACCCCCAUGAUAGGUAUGUGGGGAAGAGUGUUUAUAUCCACAUUAACUCUACCUGCCUAGUAGAGGUCCCUCUGCACUUGCUUCUCAUUUGGCUUUUCUUUUCCCAAGGGAAUUCAUUCACCUGUACAGACAGCUGAGGCACCCUGUCUUACACAGUGUCCGGCUCCUGCCUCUGACCUUUCCAGCUCAGUACCCUUGGCUUUAGCGUCAUUGAUAAAUCUGUCGUGACUGUCUUACCUGGAUCUCUGUGCUAUCCUGCAGGAAGAUAGGGAUGGAGUAAGUAUGGUGAAUGUAUAGGCUAGGAAUCUUUUGGUUUUAAAUAGUAAAAAAAACUAACUCAAACUGGCUUAAAAAUAAAGACUGACUGGCUCACAUAACCGGAAAGUCCAGAGGUAGUACUGGCUCCAGGAAAAGCUGAUGCGGUUGCUCAGUGUGUCUCUAAAUACCUGAUUGAUUUCCCCCUGCUGCUACCUUCUGUAGGAUCAUCUUAAACCCGGGCCACCUAGUGGCUGCCAGCACUCCUGGGAGUAGACGUUUUCUCGUUUACACCCAACCAGAAGGGGUGGGGGGCAUCUUUGUGCCAGGCAUCCUAGCAAAGCCUUAAGAUGGACUCUGAUUAGGCCAGCCUGGGUCACAUGCCGAUCCCUAACCAAUCACUGUGCCAGAAGGAUGGUGUAUGCUAAUUCACUCUUUCUACAUCAGGGAAAGGUUGGAUCACAUAGGUCUCCAAAUGGGAACUGACGCGGGCAGUUCCUGGGGAGGCAGCUGACACCUGGCCAAUACCAGGAAGUACAUGUGGUUUUAGCUUGCUAGGUUGGGAUCAACUACACCUGUUUCCUUUUUCCCUGACCGUCUUGCAUUUUCCUUACUGCAGCUGUAGCCUCUUUCCUCUUGUAGGCGCAGAAGGAAUGAGAGGGAAGUCACUCUCCUUUAGGGACUAUCUCUUUAGUCUCAUUUAGAUGACAGUCCCAUUUCAGAGAUGGAGAUCCUUCCCUUUCCUGUUUCGGAAUGUUGGUUUUCUCAUUCUGCUUCCCUAUCCCCGACCCUACUGCCACUUUCACUAAGUGGAGUGAAAGAUUUACUUCCUAGUCAUUUUAUUAAAUCCAUUCUGUAUCCACCAGGUGUCAGUCUCUUGUCAUACAUGUGUCAGGAUUUCAGCCAGGAUUGUGGGGUUGUGUGGCAGGAGGUAGCUCUGCACAUCCGCAAGCACCAGUAAGAAGGGAACCCAGAUGUUACCCUUUGAAAAGCAGUAAACCAACCAGUAUUUACUGAGGACAUACGUCAUUUUCUGCAUAAGGGUAGCUUCUGUCAGGGAAUCUUGGUUCUGCACAGGAAACAGAUUUUCUUUCAGGGAGACUUCACUCAUUUGUUUCCACCACAGCAGAUUUUUAAAAAUUAUAAUAUGUAAUAUUUGGUAUCUAUAAAGAAUAUACUUAACAUGAAUAAAUUAUGAAACAUAAUAUUAAAUGAAUACCUUUGACCCAUCGCCCAACUUAUACAUUAAAACAUUAGAAAUACCAUUGAGUUUUUUGUGUUCCUACCCAGUCCUAUCCCACUGCCUCUCCCUAGAGGUAACCACUGUCCUUAAUUUUAUGUUUAUUAAUUGCCUGCCACACACACACACACACACACACAUGUGUAUAUAUUUAACCAUAUGUGUACAAUAUUCUUUAAAAAUUAUUGUUCAGUUUUGCUUUUUUUAUCUUUACAAAAUUUUUAUGCUCUAAUAGUCCCCUGAAGUUUGCUUUGUUUCACUUAACAUUUCUAAGAUUCAUCUAUGUUGUAAGUAGCUGUAAUUCGUUCAUUUUCACCUGUGUAAUAUUCCAUCAAGUACAUAAUCCACAAGUUAUUUAUGCAUUCACCUAUUAAUGGACAUUUGGGUUGUUUCUAAUUUUUUGCUAUUACAAACAAUGCUGCUAUGAACAUUCUUGUACCUGUGUGCCUUUUUGAAGUAAGAUUUCUAAAAAGGUUUCUAAGAUGGUUCAUUUGGUCUGUACACCCUCUUAUUCUUUGGAAGAGUUGACAUCAGAUUGAAAUGAGCUGUCCCUUGACACUUUGGUAAAACUCAGCUGUCGAACCA